AUGCAAUUACCCCAGUUCCCCACAGAUCGAGAAAAAGAGCACUACUAUCAUGAUGAGCUCGAUGAAGAAAUUGAGGCAUUGAGUAUGCCCUCAUCGAGAGCAAUCAACGGUGAACCCACCUCUGAUGCCAGUAGCGAUGCCGAUGGCGAAAGGGACGAUAGUGGUAGUGAUGACGACGACGACGAUGACGACAACGAUGACGACAACGAUUCCAGCGCGUCUACUGACUCCGAAUUUGAUCUGGUCUCCAUCACCGAUAGUGUACCGCAUCAAUUAGUGGUGGAGACGAGAAAUUACCUCAAGACCCAGGGUAAUUUGAAGUUUUUGGAAAAGUAUUUGCCUACAGCUGCUUCAGCCGAGGAUAUAAUCAAACUUAUAGUACAGCUCGGUUUCAUUCCUAGAAAACUUCCCAAACCCAACAAUUCCAACAUAUGGGAGUUCAUCAACGUACUCAACCAUGCCAUGAUGAAAGUGAAAUCCAUACGGUCGCGACUAGAAAACGUGACUACCGUCACCGAUGUGGUGAACUUGAUCCAGAACAGUGAUAAAAUUAUGGUCAUUACCGGUGCCGGGAUUUCUACCAGUCUCGGCAUACCGGACUUCCGGUCCUCACAAGGGUUCUACUCCAUGGUACAACACUUGGGGUUGAGUGACCCUCAGGAAGUAUUUGAUUUACGAUUAUUUCAUGCUGAUCCCAGUUUAUUCUAUUCCAUCGCAUACAUGAUUUUACCCCCGGAAAACAUCUACAGUCCCUUACAUUCAUUCAUCCAGGUAUUACAGUCCAAGGGGAAAUUAUUACGGAAUUACACGCAAAACAUUGACAAUUUAGAGAGUUAUGCAGGAAUCAACCCCGACAAGCUCGUGCAAUGCCAUGGAUCAUUCGCCACAGCGACAUGUGUCACAUGUGGGGUGACUGUUCCUGGGGAAACCAUUUUCCCUGAAAUCCGAGCCAAGGAAAUACCGUACUGUCCUCCAUGCACGAAAAAGAAGAACGCGAUUCUUAGAAAAGAUGACGACCAUUACUUUCCCGAAAGUUUCGGGGUGUAUAAGCCGGAUAUAACCUUCUUUGGCGAGCCCUUGCCCAAGCUCUUCCACGACCGGAUCAACCACGAUAUUCAACAGUGUGAUUUGUUGAUUAGUAUAGGUACGUCAUUGAAAGUUGCCCCUGUUGCUGAUAUAGUGGAUAAACUUCCGCAAACCACUCCACAGAUUUUGAUUAAUAAAGAUCCAAUAGAUCAUUGUAAUUUUGAUGUUAGUUUGUUAGGAUAUUGUGACGAUGUUGCAAGCUACCUCCUGAACGAGCUAGGCGAGAGCUGGAAGUUACCUCACAGGGAUUAUGAAGCGAUACGAGGAUUCAAGGGCAGUAAUUUGGAGUGCAGGUUGGAAGAUGAGGAUUUGCGCGAGUAUCAAAUUGUCAACCGGAAAAACCUUGCUGUGCAUGAUUUGACCGAGAGUGAGUUGGUCACGGUGGAGAAUACACCGUUGUAUGAAGAUCCACCGCUGACUUAUGAGAAUACACCGCCACCAACAAAUUCUGACUCUACAUAGUAGUUUUGUAUGUUGUAUAUUUAGUGUAUACAAAAAAAAAGUGUGAAGAUGACUCUCCUUCCUUUAAUUUUUUUACGGCCAAGAGUUGGGAAAUUGUUUACAUUUUACUUUCAUGAAUUUCUCAAAAUCCACCUUGUGAUUAUUACCUGUACAUUUCAAUAAUGGUUAGUGAUCAUGUCAAUUCAAACGAGAAAUACAAUAUUAGCAUCGUAUAAGUAAUUAGAACUAAAAUAACGA
Spathaspora passalidarum NRRL Y-27907 is the source of this 1785-nucleotide messenger RNA. RefSeq names its product histone deacetylase (gene HST1). Gene Ontology annotation, molecular function: NAD+ binding. The transcript has a single exon. The coding region runs from base 1 to 1548 and encodes 515 amino acids. The record is from RefSeq and is a predicted model, not a curated record. Lineage: Eukaryota; Fungi; Ascomycota; Pichiomycetes; Serinales; Debaryomycetaceae.